AUGCCUCAACGUGAACGCAUCCCUACAUCCUGGGCUCUUGACCCCGCCAGCAAAGACCAAAGCUCCAAGCCAUCGGUUCAUCUGCGCUGCAACGACACUACCCUUCCCUUCGAAUUCUCCUUCGAAGCUGUCCGUCCAAAUGUCUUCCGCACAACAUUCACUUCCCCCACCCACCCUAUACCACCACAUCCCAGUGUUCCUCGCGCUGAGACGCGCCUAGACGAUGUUAAGCCCAGCGUGACAUCAACUGAGAAAGGCACCAAGAUCCAGAUUGGAGACGUCGUCGCCUGUGUCAACUACGCUGGAGAGACGCCGCUGCUGUCGGUGGGCUUCGACGGCCAGGAUCCUAUCCUCCAGGACCUCGCCAACAGAUCCUAUGCCGUCAACGGUGAUGGUGUCGCGCAUUAUACCCAGUACAAUCGCAAUACCUUCCACGCUGGCCUGGGAGAAAAGGCUGCGCCCAUGGACCUUUCAGGUCGGCGCUUUCAGCUAUCAGCAACCGACAGCUUCGGAUAUGACGUUCACCGAACAGACCCUCUCUACAAGAACAUUCCCCUCCUGAUCAACGCCACACCGCAAGGUUGUGUUGCCAUGUUCUCAACCAGUCAUACCAGAGGUGAAUACUCCAUCGGCUCUGAGAUGGACGGCAUGUGGGGCUUCUACAAAGUCUACCGUCAGGACUUUGGCGGUCUGGAGGAGUACAUCAUCACAGGAAAGACUCUGAAGGACAUCGUUCAGUCGUACGCCGAAUUGGCAGGCUACCCUCUGCUUGUUCCUCGCUGGGCCUUUGGCUAUCUUUCAGGUGGCAUGAAGUACUCCAUGCUCGACAGUCCUCCUGCCGGUGAAGCUCUGCUGGACCUGGCACACAAGAUGAAGGAGCAUGACAUUCCUUGCUCGGCUUACCAGAUGUCAUCCGGAUACACUGUGGCCGAACAUCCUCCCAAAAACCGACACGUCUUCACCUGGAACCAUCAUCGCUUCCCUAACCCUGAAGAUUGGAUCAAGGAGUACCACAAGCUCGGCAUGCGCCUCAUCGCCAAUGUGAAGCCGUAUCUCACUGCCAGCCAUCCUGAGUACGAGAAGCUCAGGGCCGCUGGCGGCCUGUUCUUCGAUCCCCACACCAAGAAGCCAGCCGUCACAAAACUCUGGAGUGCAGGUGGCGGCGAGAGAGAUGAUGGAGGCCACAUUGACUUUACUUCUGCUGCUGGUUACAAGUGGUGGUAUGACGGCAUUAAGAGGCUUGCCGAAGAGGGUAUCGACUGCAUGUGGAACGACAACAACGAGUACACCAUCCCCGACGACGAGUGGGAGUGCGCUCUCGAUGUUGGCAAGGAUUCCCUACAGGUUCCUGAAGGCCUUGAGAAGCGCCCUCAAGUUGGUCUCUGGGGUCGCAGCCUCCACACAGAACUCAACGGAAAGGCCUCGCACGAUGCCCUCCUCGCUGUCAACCCUGAUGAUCGACCCUUUGUGCUCACACGAAGUGCCACAUCUGGCACCCUCCGAUACGCCUGCAGUUCAUGGAGCGGUGACAAUACGACAAGCUGGGAUAGUAUGCGAGGCUCGACCGCACUGUCUCUAACCGCCGGUCUCUGUCUGAUGCACUGCUACGGACAUGACAUCGGCGGCUUUGAAGGCCCGCAACCUUCACCUGAGCUUCUCCUUCGAUGGAUCCAACUAGGCAUAUACUCCCCUCGCUUUGCCAUCAACUGCUUCAAGACAGGCGAAGACAACUCCGUUGGCGACGUGAUUGAGCCCUGGAUGCAUCCAUCUAUCACUCAUCUCGUGCGAAAGACCAUCAAGCGUCGUUACGCUCUGAUCCCUUACAUCUACUCUUUGUCUCUGGAGAGUCACCAGAGUGCUUUGCCCCCGCAGAGGUGGCUUGGAUGGGGCUACGAGGCUGAUCCCCAAGUCUGGAAGCUCCUCGAUGGAGAAACCCAGUACUGGUUGGGUGACUCGAUGCUAGUGGGCGGAGUGUUCCAACCUGGAGCCAGCAAAGCCAAGAUCUACCUCCCCAAGGCCUCGGAUGACGACGAGGGCUACCUGAACCUCAACGCCCCCUACCAAUACCUUGAAGCUGGUCAAUGGGUUGAGCUCGAUGCAGAGUGGCACGGUGCAGGUAUUCCAGUGCUGGGCAAGGUCGGCCGAGCCAUCCCUGUAGGUCGCGAUGUGCAGGUACUCUCUCCCGGAGAGAAACAGAACGUAGCAAACCUACCCCUCGACGACUACCGCGCCGUUGAGAUCUUCCCUCCCCAGAAGAUAUCGCGCGAUGGAAAGUGGCACGAGACGACGUGGUACGAAGACGACGGCACGUCGGUUGCCACGAAGAACAGGAUCUCUUCUUACACUGUUGCUUAUACAGCCACACGGUCUGAGGUCAAGGUCAAGCUAACACGAGAUGAGUCUUCUGGCUUUGAAGCGCCUUGGAAGAGCUUGGUGGUUGUUCUGCCACACGGCGAUUUGAGGACGGUAGUGAGCGAGGAUGCGAAGGAAGUGGUGUCUUUGGGGAUUACUGAGGAGGGGAGAAGACGAUUUGAGCUAAAGUAG
Fusarium sp. VM40 is the source of this 2544-nucleotide messenger RNA. NCBI's taxonomy places the organism in Eukaryota, Fungi, Ascomycota, Sordariomycetes, Hypocreales, Nectriaceae. The record is from the annotation of a GenBank genome assembly.